AGUCGGAUAGUUGGCGGGUGGUUGAGUAGAAGCGGUCGCCAUGUCCGCGGGGAGCGCGACACAUCCUGGAGCUGGCGGGCGCCGCAGCAAAUGGGACCAACCAGCUCCAGCCCCACUUCUCUUCCUCCCGCCAGCGGCCCCAGGUGGGGAGGUCACCAGCAGUGGGGGAAGUCCUGGGGGCACCACAGCUGCUCCUUCAGGAGCCUUGGAUGCUGCUGCUGCUGUGGCUGCCAAGAUUAAUGCCAUGCUCAUGGCAAAAGGGAAGCUGAAACCAACUCAGAAUGCUUCUGAGAAGCUUCAGGCUCCUGGCAAAGGCCUAACUAGCAAUAAAAGCAAGGAUGACCUGGUGGUAGCUGAAGUAGAAAUUAAUGAUGUGCCUCUCACAUGUAGGAACUUGCUGACUCGAGGACAGACUCAAGACGAGAUCAGCCGACUUAGUGGGGCUGCAGUAUCAACUCGAGGGAGGUUCAUGACAACUGAGGAAAAAGCCAAAGUGGGACCAGGGGAUCGUCCAUUAUAUCUUCAUGUUCAGGGCCAGACACGGGAAUUAGUGGACAGAGCUGUAAACCGGAUCAAAGAAAUUAUCACCAAUGGAGUGGUAAAAGCUGCCACAGGAACAAGUCCAACUUUUAAUGGUGCAACAGUAACUGUCUAUCACCAGCCAGCACCCAUCGCUCAGUUGUCUCCAGCUGUUAGCCAGAAGCCUCCCUUCCAGUCAGGGAUGCAUUAUGUUCAAGAUAAAUUAUUUGUGGGUCUAGAACAUGCUGUACCCACUUUUAAUGUCAAGGAGAAGGUGGAAGGUCCAGGCUGCUCCUAUUUGCAGCACAUUCAGAUUGAAACAGGUGCCAAAGUCUUCCUGCGGGGCAAAGGUUCAGGCUGCAUUGAGCCAGCAUCUGGCCGAGAAGCUUUUGAACCUAUGUAUAUUUACAUCAGUCACCCCAAACCAGAAGGCCUGGCUGCUGCCAAGAAGCUUUGUGAGAAUCUUUUGCAAACAGUUCAUGCUGAAUACUCUAGAUUUGUGAAUCAGAUUAAUACUGCUGUACCUUUACCAGGCUAUACACAACCCUCUGCUAUAAGUAGUGUCCCUCCUCAACCACCAUAUUAUCCAUCCAAUGGCUAUCAGUCUGGUUACCCUGUUGUUCCCCCUCCUCAGCAGCCAGUUCAACCUCCCUACGGAGUACCAAGCAUAGUGCCACCAGCUGUUUCAUUAGCACCUGGAGUCUUGCCGGCAUUACCUACUGGAGUCCCACCUGUGCCAACACAAUACCCGAUAACACAAGUGCAGCCUCCAGCUAGCACUGGACAGAGUCCGAUGGGUGGUCCUUUUAUUCCUGCUGCUCCUGUCAAAACUGCCUUGCCUGCUGGCCCCCAGCCCCAGCCCCAGCCCCAGCCCCCACUCCCAAGUCAGCCCCAGGCACAGAAGAGACGAUUCACAGAGGAGCUACCAGAUGAACGGGAAUCUGGACUGCUUGGAUACCAGCAUGGACCCAUUCAUAUGACUAAUUUAGGUACAGGCUUCUCCAGUCAGAAUGAGAUUGAAGGUGCAGGAUCGAAGCCAGCAAGUUCCUCAGGCAAAGAGAGAGAGAGGGACAGGCAGUUGAUGCCUCCACCAGCCUUUCCAGUGACUGGAAUAAAAACAGAGUCCGAUGAAAGGAAUGGGUCUGGGACCUUAACAGGGAGCCAUGAUUAUCCAGCCAAGAAGAUGAAAACUACAGAGAAGGGAUUUGGCUUGGUGGCUUAUGCUGCAGAUUCAUCUGAUGAAGAGGAGGAACAUGGAGGUCAUAAAAAUGCAAGUAGUUUUCCACAGGGCUGGAGUUUGGGAUACCAAUAUCCUUCAUCACAACCACGAGCUAAACAACAGAUGCCAUUCUGGAUGGCUCCCUAGGAAACAGUGGAACAGAGUUUUGACCCUCAGUGACUCUUCUUAGCAAUAAUGCAUGCAUUUGAUUUAACAAGACUCUGGGGCCUGUGCUGGGAACCAUCUGGACCUUUGCAGAAGUUAGAGAUUCAGUGCCCCCCUUUCUUAAAGGGGUUCCUUAACAACCACAAAAAUCCUUAUUUCUGCAGUGGCAUAGAAUCUGUUAAAAUUUAAUUAGAAUCACAAAUUUAUCUCAGAAGCUUUUUAACAGUUGGUGAAAUGUGCUUGUCCAACAAAGCAUCCUAACAGGGUCGUUCCCAUACACAUUUGACCUGGUCAGCCUUUUCCAGGUGAAUAGCCCCAGUUCUGACAUAAAGAAAGUUUUAUUUGUAUUUUACUACUGUUUGGUCAAUUUUGAUAUAUAACUGGUUACAAACAGAGCCUUACUAUUUAUUAGUGGGGAAAUGAUUUUAAGACCGUCCUUUUCAGUAUUUAAUUCUGACAGAUCUGCAUCCCUGUUUUGUUUUGGAUUAUUUCUGUUUUGGAAAAUGCUGUCUCAUUUAAAACUGUUGGAUAUAGCUGGAUCCUGGAUAGGAAAAUGAAAUUAUUUUUUCAUUGUGUUUUUUAAUUGGGGUGAUCCAAAGCUGGCACCUUCAGGCACAUUGGUCUCAUAGCCAUUACUGUUUUUAUUGCCCUUCUAAGAUCCUGUCUUCAGCUGGGUCAGAGAAAACUUCUUGACUAAAACUGGUCAGAACUCAUCACAGAAAUGAAAUACAGUGGUCUCUCUCUCCCAGAACUGGUUGCAGCUAAAACAGAGAGAUCUGACUGCUGGCUAUAGGAUUUUGGACUUAAUGACUGAAAUUGCAAAUUGUCCUUUUUCUUGGCAUUACAGAUUUUGCCAAAAUAACUUUUUGUAUCAAAUAUUGAUGUGUGAAAGUGAAGGAGCUAGUCUGCUGAACCAGGAAUAGUUUGAGAUAUUGAACUGUCAUUUUUGCACAUUUGAAUACUUUGCAGGCUGGCUUUGUAUAAACUUAUCCUCUGGUUUCCUAUAUGUUGUAAAUAUUUAGACCAUAAUUUCAUUAUAAAUAAAUCUAUAAAUAUUC
This is a messenger RNA of Homo sapiens (human), 2961 nucleotides long. It is a transcript of the gene KHDC4, whose product is annotated as KH domain containing 4, pre-mRNA splicing factor. Gene Ontology annotation, cellular component: nucleus; cytoplasm. Gene Ontology annotation, molecular function: RNA binding. The transcript has 14 exons. Bases 41 to 1885 code for a protein of 614 amino acids. The record is from RefSeq and is marked validated. Lineage: Eukaryota; Metazoa; Chordata; Mammalia; Primates; Hominidae.